AUGACUGGGUUUUGGAAGGUAACUGGGUCUGCUAUCUUGUUCGCAGCUUGUCUCCCCGUAGCUUACGCCCAAAAAUGUUCAUCCCAUCCAAAAGAGCACGUUGGUGCUUCGGUGCGAACUAGUAGUGGGUUGAUCAAGGGUCAUCCUGCACCUUACAGACCUGAAGUAUCAGAGUACUUGGGCAUCCCAUAUGCCUCUCCACCAACUGGCGACCUCCGAUUCGCACCUCCUGUCGCCUUUGCCUCUGAGGAUACCAUUGAGGCAUCUUCUGACUGCCCUGCAAACACUGGCUCAACUCCAACAGAUUACCCUGGGUACACUCCGCAGGCUAUCAAGAUAUUGAAAUCAUUCAGACAAGAAUUAGGGACUUUUCAAAGCGAAGACUGUCUUUAUUUGAACGUGUGGACACGAACCACUGUUUCUGAGUCCAAACCAGUCCUUCUCUGGAUCCACGGUGGACGUUUUACCAACGGUGGCGCCAAUAACCCGUACUAUGAUGGACAAUCUUUGGCAGAUGAGCACGAUGUGAUAGUGGUUACCAUUAACUAUCGAUUAAACAUUUUUGGGUUCUCGGGUGCACCGAAUCUACCUCAGAAUGUCGCCUUGCUCGAUCAACGUAUGGCAGUAGAAUGGGUUCAACGCAAUAUCGCUGUGUUUGGUGGCGAUCCAGAACGCAUCUCCAUCUUUGGCCAAUCUGCCGGUGGAUCUUCCGUUGACUAUUACGCACAUGCUUGGGCUGAAAAUCCCAUUGUUGCCGGACUUAUCUCACACUCUGGAACGUCACUUAGCUUCGUGCCCAAUACCGCUGAAGAAUCCGCCAGUUAUUUUUACACUGUCUCGAAAGCUCUGGGCUGCGGCGAUGCCGACAGUGACGCUGAUGAGGUUGUCAAGUGUGUUCGCCAGAAGCCAUUUACUGAUGUGGUCAAGGCUGCUGGUAAGGUCUCAGCAGCAUCAUCUCCGGCACUUCCACAGCCUGUUUUUCAUCCCACUGAGGAUGGAGUGACAGUGUUUGAUAACUAUGCUCAGAGAACGUCUGCUGGCAAAUAUGCUCAUCUGCCAUACCUCAUCAACAGCAACAAUUACGAAGCAGGAUACUACCGCAUCAGCGCAUAUGGAGGAAACGUCUCGCUCACGGAUGACCAAUGGGACAAGUACAACCUAGCAGCAUUCACUUGUCCAAGUGGAACAUCGGCAAGAGGCCGUGCCACGAAUGGAGUUCCAAUCUGGCAGUCCCACUACUUCGGUGACUGGGACAACCUACAUCUUUACCCUGGCAGUGGUACCUACCACGGCGUUGAUCUCCUCAUGCUGUUUGGGACCGCGGAGCAUGUCAGUGGAAUCAGGAAUUCUGACAAAGAAGACGAAUUUGCCCACUACAUGGCUUCUGCCUGGGUGGCUUUUGCUAGUGAUCCCCGGGAGGGACUGACCAAAUUUGGAUGGCCCCAGUACAAUGCUGAUGAGAGUACACUUGUCGGACUGGCCUACAAUGGGAAGAAUGCUGAAUUUCUCAGGCCUUCAGAUGUUGAACAGGGCUGUGCUGCUUUGAAGGGGAACAACACAUACGGAAAGGGGGCGUUUUAA
Messenger RNA from Penicillium antarcticum, 1581 nucleotides. RefSeq lists its product as uncharacterized. NCBI's taxonomy places the organism in Eukaryota, Fungi, Ascomycota, Eurotiomycetes, Eurotiales, Aspergillaceae. The record is from RefSeq and is a predicted model, not a curated record. The transcript is spliced from 6 exons. Bases 1 to 1581 code for a protein of 526 amino acids.